This is a messenger RNA of Aureobasidium melanogenum CBS 110374, 1158 nucleotides long. RefSeq lists its product as uncharacterized. Gene Ontology annotation, cellular component: Golgi membrane. NCBI's taxonomy places the organism in Eukaryota, Fungi, Ascomycota, Dothideomycetes, Dothideales, Saccotheciaceae. The transcript has 2 exons. Bases 1 to 1158 code for a protein of 385 amino acids. The record is from RefSeq and is a predicted model, not a curated record. Gene Ontology annotation, biological process: mitotic spindle elongation; vesicle-mediated transport.
AUGACCGACUACAACUCGACCGCCCGGGCUCUGGCGUUACCUGUAGACGAACAAGAACGCCGCUCUCAAUCCAACUCGCCCGUGUUUUCUCGACGAUCAACCUCGAUUCCCCGUUCAAAUCGCCGAGCAAAGUCAGGCGGCAUACUGGCUCAGGCAGCCAAGCUACAACGCAAUGCUGCAAAAACAUUCUUCGGCCUUAGCCCUGCAAAACGCAUCCUGUUAGUCAUUGCAGGCAUUGCAACACUCGUGCUUGGUAUCUUAUUCCUUGUGUACAAUGAGAAGAUCUUCCAUGCCAUGUCGCCCGUGGCUAAGCGCUGGAGGAAUAUCACAGGCGGCUGGUUGAUUCUGUGGGCUGCGACCUUUUUUGUCAGCUUCCCACCGCUGAUCGGGUAUUCUACCUGUGUGACACUUGCUGGGUUCGUCUAUGGUGUACCAAAGGGAUGGCUCAUUGCAGCAUCCGGUACAAUCAUCGGCAGCACGGCCUCAUUCCUAGCAUCACGCACGCUUCUAAGAUCAUACGUGACACGACUCACAGAAAACGACAAGCGAUUCGCAGCACUCGCCUUGACUCUGAAACAUGACGGCAUCAAGCUUCUGAUGAUGAUCAGACUGUGCCCACUACCCUAUUCACUCUCGAACGGAGCCAUCUCUACAAUUCCCACUGUGCAAUGGCCACAAUUCAUGGCAGCAACGGCAGCAGCAACUCCCAAGCUGAUUCUACAUGUAUUCGUGGGUAGCCAGCUCGGACGUAUUGCCGACAGCGGAGACAAGAUGGAUGCCAAAACAAAGGCCAUCAGUUAUCUCAGCAUCGCGAUUGGGCUGACUGCAGGUGUAGCUACAGGGUGGAUCAUGUACACCAAGACGAAAGCCAGAGCUCAAGAGCUGGAGGCUGAAGAGCGUGAAGCUGCUAUUCGUGGUGAAGCUCCGGAUGGGGAUGAGUUUGACGAGGAGGGCAGAUACGAAUACUCGGAUGAUGCUAUGGAGAGGGAAGCAACCGAGGCAAUUCGUGGCGACGAUGGUAUUAGUCUGCGUAGCGACCAGGAAUACCGCGACGACUUUGACGAUGAUGCUGACGAUGCUCAAGAUCUCGACAAGGUGUUCCGACACGGCGAUGGAGACGAAGAGGAAGGGUUUAGAGAUAGAGUAGACAGGCACUAG